Messenger RNA from Aspergillus niger, 336 nucleotides. RefSeq lists its product as hypothetical. The record is from RefSeq and is a predicted model, not a curated record. NCBI's taxonomy places the organism in Eukaryota, Fungi, Ascomycota, Eurotiomycetes, Eurotiales, Aspergillaceae. The coding region runs from base 1 to 336 and encodes 111 amino acids. The transcript is spliced from 3 exons.
AUGGCGUAUCAUGAAAAGAAUGUGCGGUCAAUCGCUGUGCCGUUGGUGGCCUCUGGAUCCAAUCCGGGGUUCUGUACUCCUUGUCGCAAAACUGUUGAACAAUAUUUGGCGCUCCCGAUUGUUACAAUUCAGAAGAAAGGGGGCAAAGAGAGCUUCCAUUCUUUCAAGAUUCCCAAUAUCAACCUUGGUUCCCCAAAGCGACCCAAGUAUAACCUAGGCGUGCGAAGCAACGUAGGCUGGGUUGACGCGUCCUUUUCAUUACCAUUGGCUCCCGUUAUAGCUUUGGGUCGAUCACUCAAGCUUAGCAAUGUCUACGCCACCCUAUUCAUGAAGUAG